GUCAUUUUCGUUGGUCCAUGUGCUUUUCAUUUCUUUACGAAAACAAAAAACAAAAGAACAAAGCCCUGAAUUCAUUUAACAAUUUCUAUAAAUUGUAACCAUCAGCAAUUGCAGAGUGUAUAUACUACCUUGUACUGAAGUUGUGAACAAAUGGGCUCCAACUCAAAGUUUCUCUUUUACACGGUUCUGUUGAUAACCUCACACCUGGUGUCUUCAAGGAAUUUGCCUGAUUCUUCCACUUCCGACAUUGACAAAUCAAAGAGGAAACAUGUUCAUCAUGACGUAAAGAAUAUGGUGGCGGAUGCCAAGUACGGCGGUUUCGGAGGAUAUUCCGGAGGCGGGGACUACGGAGGAGACCCCGGCGGUGGCGGAUAUCCUGGAGGAGGAGAAUAUGGAGACGACCCUGGUGGGGGAUACCAUGGUGGUGGAAAUCCCGGAGGAGGAGGAGAAUAUGGAUAUGAGCCCGGUAAUGGGUAUCCCGGAAGAGGAGAUCAAGGCGGCGGAUCCAGAGGAUAUGGAGGAAACCCUAGCAAUGGUGGAGGAGGAUCCUCCGGAGGACAGUACGGAUGGUAUCCUCCAGGUGGAAGAAAUGGAUGGUAUCCGGGUUGGGGUUGGAAUGGAGGACGUGGUGGCGGCAGCGGCGGCAAUGGUAAUGGCAGUGGCGGUAACGGCAAUGGCGGCGGUUACGGAGGAUAUUGCCGGUAUGGUUGUUGUGGCCGGAGUUAUUAUUACGGCCGGGGAUGUAGGUGUUGUUCACGUUUUGGCCAGGCUGUGAAUGCAGAGCUUCAUAACUAAAUUAAUUAAUAAAAAAGCCAGCUUUUGAUGAGAUCGAUUGCAUGGAAAUGAAGAACAUCGUACAACUUCACCAACCUUAUUAAUUAUUGCAGUCAUAUCAUGCAAUAUAUGCAUGCAGUAGAAUUAUUGUAUUUUUAUUGCUGAAAUAUAUAUAUACACGUGUACUAAAUAAAUUGGACUUUAUUUUGCACUACCCCCUUACCUUUAUGUUUCUUUGUGGCAGAUAUUUCAUUCAAACAUUUCUUUUUGGUUGUUUGGCUAUGUCUCUAGAUAUGAUACUCGGGACAAUACAAGUUACAUUUCAAUUUUGAAUCAAAAGAGAAAUUUUAAGAAAUAGUAGAUUUAUUCUUUCUAGAAAUAAGUUGGAUUUGACUUUAAUAAGAUACUUCGCAUUCAUG
This is a messenger RNA of Oldenlandia corymbosa var. corymbosa, 1193 nucleotides long. The record is from the annotation of a GenBank genome assembly. Lineage: Eukaryota; Viridiplantae; Streptophyta; Magnoliopsida; Gentianales; Rubiaceae.